CCUUUUCUCCGCCUCUCAAUCCUACCCAAGGCCUGUUCGGAUACCGCCGCGGCGACAGCGCUGGCAACACGGAAGAAUGAGGCGGAUACUGUCGUGAGGUUAAUUAAUUCCAAUGUGAAGAUGAACUAAUGAAGCAAAUUCCAGACUGGGAGAUGUAGGUGAUUGGCUGAUGUGAAUACUGAACAGCUGGCAACUUAAAUCAGUGGUAGUGUUUUCACACUGAAUUGAUCAGAAAGAUGAAAUGUGGACUUCCAACUAUUUUAUCAAAGUUAAAGACAUCUAGUAGUGAGAGUGCUAUUUUUGAUCUGGAUGUAUGGUUUGUAGAAAUGACUUUCUCUUGUACUUGACAUAACCAGCAUCAUGUGAACAAAAUAAAACACAAAGGAAAAUGCCAAAGAAAAAGAAAAAUCUAGGUGUGAGCCCAUCAAGAAAGAACAUAAAUUCAGAGACAGUUACAGCUACUGCUUCUGGCUUGGUACCCCCUCCAGUAGAUUUAGCAAUGUCUCAAACACCAUAUGGAAUUGAUAAAGAAAAACUCAUCAGCAAUCUUUCAGAAAUGUUUUCUGAUUUGGAUCCCACUGUCAUUUACAUGGUGCUGUCUGAAUGUGAUUUCAAAGUGGAAGAAACUAUGGAUUAUCUAUUAGAAUUGUCCACACCUGUUAAGGGUAUAACAUCUUCAUCAGAAGUCUCAGGUUUUGAUUCCAUAUCUGCAUCACUGGUUGGUGAAAAUAAGUCACAUUCUGUUGAGGGCCAAAGUUCUGCUAUUAAAAGAGUUGUGAAAGCUAGUGAAGAAUCAGAAAAGUCUUUGUCAUCUGAAGAACUAGUUUUCUUGCUACAUAAUCCUUUUGGGAAACAUAAUCUAAAUAAUGAAACAAGGAAUACAGAAAAUGACUGUGUCUCAGGUAAUAUGUCUCUGUCCUUGGACUGUAGUAGUUCUGAUUGUGUUAAGGAAUUAUCUGACUCUGCAAAGUCUACUUCAGAUUAUAAUGCUGCGCUUUCUUCACAACAAAUUGAAACAGACAUUAAUAUAUUAGAAACCUGCUUUGCUCCAUUAAAUCCAGAUUGCUACAGAAUCUCUGAAUUGUUUUUUGGAAAACCAAGCAUUCAGGCCAAGGAUAACCCAUUAGAUAAUGUGGAUAAUUUUGCACAAAUCCCAGAGAAUUGUAGUUUGCCUGAAGUAGUACUUGACAGUGCUACAGUUCCACUAGUGAACACCGAAGGAUCUUGUACUGAUCCAGGUCAAAUGCAAAAUGUUUUUUUGGACCUUACAACAAUAAAUGGCAUUCCUGCUCAACAGUGCCAGGGACUCGUUGAUUUUGAAACAAGUGCAUUUGACCAUUUUAGGCCUUGUUCACAGGAUACUGAAAAACAGGAGAAUGUAGUUACUGUUUGUAAUGAUCCUGAAAACACUUCUGUUCCUGACUUAUGUGCAGGAUCUAAUUUCAAAUUAGCAGCUUUAUCAAAUGUUGACCAGCCUCAUCCACAAUUUUCUACCCUUUGGAAACAUUCUCAAAAGCCUACCUUUUAUCCUGCCUUUUAUCCACAAAGUACACGUCAUAGUUUUGUAACUCCAGUUGCAGUCAGCCCUGGGAAGUGGAGCCCUGCUUCAGAUUACAAGAAUCUUGGGAAUAUGUGCUCCUCUCAAGCAUUUUCACAGUCCCAGGAUGGCAAGUUUUCUCUCCCAAAGACAUGGGGAAAUAAAGAUGGAAGCCAAAAAAUGAAUUUUUCUCAAGUACAGCAACUUUCUGGUUGUCACAUGAUGAGAAGAAAGACUCCUUUCAUAGGUCAUGUUCUUGUUCUUCUUAGAGGAGCUCCAGGAUCAGGCAAAUCAUAUUUGGGAAGGACUUUGCUUGAGGAUAACCCUGGUGGAAUCAUUCUUAGUACAGAUGAUUACUUUUACCAAAAAAAUGGCCAGUAUCAAUUUGAUGCUGAUCUUUUAACUGAAGCACAUGAGUGGAACUGGAAACGUGCCAAAGAAGCAUUUGAAAAAAGGAUUACUCCUAUAAUAAUAGACAACACAAACACACAAGCUUGGGAAAUGAAGCCUUAUGUUGCUUUGUCGCAGCAACACAAAUAUAAAGUUAUAUUUCGUGAACCGGAUACUUGGUGGAAGUUUAAACCAAAAGAACUGGAAAGGCGAAAUAUUCAUGGUGUAUCUAAAGAAAAGAUCAAAAGAAUGUUGGAACGAUAUGAACGUUGCCUGACUGUUAAUUCAGUUCUGAAUUCUUCAGUCCCAGAUGAAAUGAAAAGUACAACCUGUGAUGAAUUUCUUUGUCAGAAAAAAGGACAAGGGAAGAAAGGGACACCUCCUUAUGGGAAAAAUGAAGAACCUUUGUCUUCCCUCUUUAAAUGUGUAGAACUAAAUACAGACAAUCAGCAUAUGUUAGAGAAAGCUGCAGCAGAACAUCAAAAUCUUAAGAAUGAAAAGCAAGAUAACAAGUUACAAGAAUGUAAUUCUGAGUGUAGAAUCCAUCUUGAUAACUUGGAUAUUUAUACAUCAUCAAGGGGAGACAGAAUGGAUUUUUCUCUUGAAACAGAAAUAAUUAAACCAGCUGUCGUAACAUCUGAGCAAAGCUCAAACUCAGAUUUCUGUGUCAGAGAAAACAUUCAGGAGUAUGAUUACAACCACUCUGAAGUUGAAGCUGGAGCAAAUCAGUGUACUGAAGUAUUAACAGAAGCAAACCUAAUAGAGACAAACAUUAUAAAUGGCGCUUUUUCAAAUUUUGAGAAAUCAAUUAAGCCAGAGAUGUUAAAUUUUGUGGGAGACUGGCCAGUAGAACAAACUAUGGGGCAGAGAGUUAAAAGAGCAAGAAAGUUAGAGAAACCUGUAAAGAAUGACAAGGAGGAUAAAGAUAUAUGUAUGCCUGCUAUUAAUUCAUUAAAGAUUCCAGAUGAAGAUGAAAAAAUAGACGUGAUUGAUAUUCAAAAGGAGCUGUCAGUUUCUGAAACUAAACAGGAUGAGAAAAACCAACCCUAUGAUGUUAAUACAGAAGAUGCAUCGGGAUUACUGAUAGUAGGGGACUGGCCUGUUCAAAAAUCUUUAGAGCAGAGAAAACAAAAAAUGAAAAGGAUACCCAAGAGAAGUCUUAGUGAAUCAGAAAGCAGUGGAAAUAAUCAAUGUGAUAGCAACAGAAAUGUUUUGAAUACAGUGUCCAUCCUUUCUGGAACAACUGAAGGCACUGGAGAGCUAGAAGUUUCAUCAAAUAAAGUAAGUUUUCAGAGUCCUGAAAUCUCAGCUUCUGAAACUGUUAGAGAGAAAAAGCCUGCACAGAGUAAAAGAACACGCAAGCACCAUAAAUUAGCCCUAACAUUUACCAACAGUUUGACCCUCAGAAAACCAGAGGAAGAGUUGCCUCUAUUUAGUCUAACAAAAGAAAAACCUGAUGAGACAGAGACCAGCAAGUAUUCACAGACAGAGCCCCAAGACUUUGCUCUCCUAUGGAGACUUGAAAGAAAAAUGAUUGAAUUCAAUGAGGAUAUUAAAGUGAUACAUGGAAAGUUAAAUGGAUUUGUACCAAAAGGAAUUGAUGCUACUUCAAAUUGUCCAGAAAAAAUACCCUAUAAAGUAACCUAUGAGAAAAGCACCUAUGUAGAAGAAAGUGAACUUGUCAGUAUUGAUGAAUCUGAAAAUCUAAAUAUUUUGUGUAAACUGUUUGGUUCCUUUUCAUUUGAUGCACUGAAGGACUUGUAUGAAAGAUGCAACAGAGACAUUGACUGGGCUACAGGGAUCCUGUUAGAUUCUACUGAGAAGCUGUGCAAAGAUGAUGAUGUGUGGUGUUUACAAGAAGCAGGAGCUCAACCUCAUAUAAUUCGUGACUCCAAGGAAGCUUCUAUUUAUGGAGGGAGAUUUGGAGACUCUGAGGAGAACCCCCAAGUAGCUGUAACUUCAAAAACAUUUCAGGAUUCAGAAACAAUGAAUCUCACAGUUGAUGACAGAAAUGAUAACACUUCAGAUUAUUCCAACAAGAAUUCCAAUCAGCUUGCUCUAGUUGCUGAGGUGAAAGAAUCAGAUAAAGAAAACCCCCUCUUAGAUACUGUGAAAACAUAUACAAAAAAUAAUAAUUCUGUUAAAACCCUAUCAGAAAAUGGGCAGCAGAACAAAGCCUUGCAUGCUGAAAUGGAGUUAUCUAUUCCUGUGACUGUAGCUGAUAAUUUUCAUGGAGACACUACCACUUUGAACCCUACUUUUGAUAUGAAAGCAGACAACAGUUCUUCAGGAAAAUAUCAAGAAUGUUCAACAGUAGAAGAUGUUCAAGACCUGUUGGCUGAUAUAAUACUUACAGACGACUUGGCAAGCAAAGAAGGCACAUUAGAGGAGUGCAAAGAAAUAAAUUGCAACUCUAUGUUUUCAGAUGCAGCACAAAAAAAAGAAGACAACGUACCUAAUCAAGAUGAUAUCACAAAGUUAGUGAAUGCUGCUCAUGUAUCAAAAUCUGUGAACAUAGAUUGCCUGGAAUUGGUCUUACCUCCAGAACUAGCCAUUCAGUUAAGUGAAAUAUUUGGACCUGUUGGUGUUGAUUCAGGAUCGCUAACUACUGAAGAUUAUGUGGUUCAUAUUGAUCUGAAUUUGGCCAGAGAAAUUCAUGAGAAAUGGAAAGCAUCUAUUAUGAAGCGACAGAAGAGAGAAGAGGAAUUACACAAGAUCCUUGAAGAAAAUCCCAUGCUGUUCGAGCAGCUGCAUCUAGAUGAUCUGGAUAACACCCUUUCUCAACAUACUAACUGUCAAGCACAACAAAGUGAAAGACUACCUGUAGAGGGACAGGCUGACAGCUCACUAGCUUUAGAAGUUCUUCCUUUCAUGGAUCACUGGAACGUCCAGACACAGAAAGUAUCACUCCGACAGAUAAUGUCUGAAGAAAUUGCAUUACAAGAAAAACAAGACCUGAAACGUUUUCCUUUCAUGGCUAGAAAAGACUGUGCUGCCAAGCUGAAGGAGAAGCAGCUCCUGGAGAUAUUCCCAACCAUUAACCCAAACUUCUUAAUGGACAUCUUCAAGGAUUACAAUUAUUCUUUGGAACAAACUGUCCAGUUUCUGAAUAGUGUUCUAGAAGCUGAUCCAGUAAAAACAGUUGUAGCCAAAGAAACUGCUCGAGACGCCACCCUCUCUUCUUACAGUGCUUCAAAGACUCGAGAUAAAAAGGCCAAAAAGUCCAAGGAGCCGGAAGAUGUUCUCAGUGAAAAGGCAUUCCAAGACUUUGAAUAUCCAGGAUAUAAUGACUUCAGGGCUGAGGCUUUUCUUCACCAGCAGAAUAGGCAAGAGUGUCUGAAAAAAGCUGGGGAAGCAUAUCGCAUGGGAAUGAAGCCUGUAGCAGCAUUUUAUGUGCAACGGGGUCGCCUUCAUGAGCAGAAGAUGAAAGAAGCGAACCAGGAUGCUGCUAUGCAAAUCUUUGAGAAAGUGAAUGCCUUGAAGCUGCCUGAAAACCUUCUAGACCUGCAUGGCCUUCACGUGGAUGAAGCUUUGGAUCAUUUGUAUAGAGUCCUGGAGGAGAAAAAACAAGAGUACAGCCUGGCUGGUGGGAAGCCAUAUCUCUACGUGAUCACAGGAAGGGGAAACCAUAGCCAGGGAGGAGUUGCUCGCAUCAAACCAGCAGUUAUGAAAUACCUCACAAGCCACAAAUUCAGGUUCACAGAAAUAAAGCCAGGCUGCCUGAAAAUCAUGCUGAAGUAAAACGAUGCCACCAAGAAGGCUGCAGAAGCUGAUACAACUAAGAUAUGAGCAACUUAAAAAAAAUAUCAGGCUUAUUGUAUUACUUCAAAGAAUAAUAUUUUACUGGAAAUGUUUUAACUUAUUUUUAGCAGGUAAUUUUGUCAGCAUGUUUUCACCUCAUCAAAACUGAAUGGAGUAUUUGUUUUUAAGGGAAAUAAUUUUAUAGGUGUUUUGCUAUCAAAAAGUACAUUACUUUAAAAAGUGAACUUCUAAAGGGAAGCAAAGGUUCAAUUUUGAAAUAAUUUGUCCUCCUCAGAUUUGAAGGACAUCUGCAAAUGUUGCAAGUACUGUGCUUUUUAAUAUUUCCCUUUCUCUAAAUGGAUUUUAAAAUAACUCAUAUGUUUUAAGACUUUGGAUGUUCUGAAGUGAAGGCUUUGUUCUGGGGGAAACUGAUACAAUGGAUCUAGUAAUAAGCAAUAAUUAUUUUUCAAACUUUUGUGUUUUCAUAUGACAUUUAUUUGCCCAUUUGUUGUGAAGAAGAGUAGGGAGAGGAAAAGUUGAAUUCAUCUUCAGUCUAGAAAAAGUAGUACCUUUUCUAGUAUCUUGGUGAAUUAUACCCAUUAUAUCUUACUGCCUCUCAUCCCUUUAGCUUUUACUUGCUUAAUAUAUUGGAAGUAUUGGCAACACUGCUUGCUGAAAUGGUAAAAUUUUGUUGUGAAAGGACAGGGUCACAUAAUCAUUUAGAGAUCUUAGCCUUUAUCUGAGCAAUAAGAAGAAAUUUCUGUUACUGAUAUAUUCCAACCACCAUGAGAAUAAGUGGAAUUUCAAAAGAUUCAGUUGUGGUCAUAAUGCACUGUUUGGACACUGUGGAGUACUGGUGCUUGCAUAAAGUUCAGUGUGAACAGGAGCUUCCUUGUUCAUGUAAGUAUCCGAAUCUGCCCAUUUAGUGCAGUGACACUCUACAGAGAAAGCAUCCGAAUGCACAAGAGUGCUCUGCUCUCUUUACAGUAGAGUUCUGUUUGUGUAUUGUAACUCCAACAUGUGCAACAAAGCCUCGAGAAUGGAGAUGUUCAGAUUUUUUUCUUCAGGAAAAGAUAUACAAUGAAGUUCCAUAGUAUCCUGUCUAGAGCAAAAUUGUAUUUUAUAAAGAAGACACCAGCAAAUUGAAACCAUGUGAGAGUUUCCCAGCUUCAGUCAGGUUCAGGUGCUGUUAUCAGAAAUUCAGAAGUGUUCCUCAAGAGCAGCUGUUUCCAACACAGUGCUGCACUGAUGUAGCUCUUUUCAUCUCCCAAAUUUGUCCUCCUUGUAAUGCAGUUAAAAGUAUACAUGUCUCCUUGAGAUCAGGAGUUGAAAAGCUGAAGCACAGCAAUUUGUACCUUUGUGUCUCAAUUAUAUUGGUGCAAUCUCAUUUGAAAAAC
Varanus komodoensis (Komodo dragon) is the source of this 7065-nucleotide messenger RNA. RefSeq names its product NEDD4 binding protein 2 (gene N4BP2). The transcript has 18 exons. The record is from RefSeq and is a predicted model, not a curated record. Bases 389 to 5668 code for a protein of 1759 amino acids. NCBI's taxonomy places the organism in Eukaryota, Metazoa, Chordata, Lepidosauria, Squamata, Varanidae. Gene Ontology annotation, molecular function: ubiquitin binding.